AUGCCGGAUUCAAUUCUCAGGGACCCUAUUGAUGUUGCGGCGACAUUACGCUCGCUCAAGGUCAACGAGAAAACCUCGCUGUUGGCGGGGCAAGAUAACCAUACAACAGUGCCCAUAGAACGGCUAGGCAUCCCCUCAAUCACGCUAUCGGACGGACAGCAUGGCGUAAGAGGAGCGCGAUAUUUCAAUGCGCCGAGAGGCAUGAUGCUGCCGGCUGCCUCUGGUAUGGGAGCAACCUUUGACAAGGGUUUGAUGUUGACCGUUGGAAGGGCAAUUGGACGCGAGGCCAAGGAAAAGAAUGCCCAUGUGCUUCUCGCUCCAACAGUCUGCCUCCAGCGGUCUCCGCUCAUCGGCCGAGGCUUUGAAGCAUUCGGAGAAGACCCGAUUCUCAGCGGAUUGCUAGCGUCGAGCUACAUCAACGGCAUUCAAGAAAAUGGCGUUGCAGCCUCCAUCAAGCACUUCGCAGCCCACGAUCAGUCUAAGUGGGCGCUGGAGGAUGCUAUUCGAGUCAGCGAGAGAACCUUACGAGAACUGCAUCUACUUCCAUUUCAGAUUGCCAUCAAAGACUCGAACCCGUGGAAGGUCCGUGAAGCUACGGUGGAUCUUCGUGUUAGGAAUAUCCUAAACCUCAUCAACAAGGUUCGCCCAGCUCUGAACUAUCAGAAAGGCAGCGUCGAAGAAGGAGACACCCUCGACAAGCGUCAGCUAUGCCGCAAGGUUGCCGCAGACUCCAUCGUGCUUCUGAAGAACAACAAAUCAGUCCUUCCUCUUGAUGUAACCGCUAACCAGACCUGCGGCCUCAUUGGACUAGCUGCACGCUACCCGACAGCCUGUGGAGGCGGUUCUGCUGAGCUUCGCCCUUACUACGUCAACACACCCUACGAUUCCAUUGUAGAGGCGGUAGGCAAAGCCAACGUGAAAGAGGCAGUUGGUGCAUACGGUCACAUAUUUGCCCCGUUGUUGCAGCAGGAUAUUACAGUGCCCGGUACUCAAGAGCCCGGAUACCUUCUUGAAUGGUACUUGAAAGAGCCCACAGCAGGAACCGACUCUCCGUUGUACACGGAAGUUGGAACACAAGGUCUCAUGAUGUUCGCACACAGUCUCCCCAAGUGUGUUGAGGGAGGCUCAUAUUGGCUUCGCAUCACAACGACAUACAAGGCAACCAAAACUGCAACAAUGCAAUUUGGAUUGGCCGUGCUCGGUCGAGGUCGAAUGUUUAUCGAUGGCAAGGAGGUCAUCGACUUGUUUACAUCUCACCCUCCCAAGACUGCGCAAAGUCCCAUGUUCAAUCAGUGCAGUAUGGAGGUAGUUGCCGAUUUCGACGUAACCGUUGGGUCUGAAUACCAGAUGAUGGUCACUCUUGUUAACGGAGGUAUCGAGGCAAAGGCCGGUGCGGCCGCUGCCGGAGGCGCAAGAGUCAGCUGUUGCGAGAAGAUUAAUGCUGGCAAGGGUCUUCAAGAUGCGGUCGAGUUGGCCAAGAGCGUUGAUGUGCCCAUCAUCUACGUUGGCGAGCUCCGCGGAUUUAGUGGAACUGGCGAUGAAGUCACUUACAUCGGCGCCACGGUCGAAGCGAAUAAUAUCGAUACUUUUGCUACCCAUCUUGAAACUGGCAAAACACGUCGUCUAUCUAACCAUCCUGAAUAUGUUGACCCAAUGACUUUCUCUUAUGAUAAUAAGUGGAUGGUCCUUAUGGAUACGCGUGGUUCAGACCGACAGAUGUGGAUGGCUGGCAUGCGUGGUAUUCCACCGCUGAUUGACGUUUUAACUAUUGCCGCUGCUUCUACUACCCGCAACAACGGCGCGCGACGAUUCUUCCAGCCUAUUCUACUUGAUGGAUACGGUGACCGAGAUCCAUACUAUGGCCAGCAAAUUAACGCAAAGGGUAAUGGCAGUAACGGCAGCGUUAAUGACCCAAACUUGAACGGUCGAGCCGAUCCUGCGUUUAGCAAAGAUGGCACCAAGAUCGUUUUUUGGCAGACUCUCGUAGUCGCUCCAGCUUGCGGUGGUGUUAACCCGUUGCCAUGCCCCCAGUCAACUGCUCAGGGUGGGCGUGAAUACAGGGUUGUGCUUGCAAAGCUGACCAGCCGCGAGCCCACGACGCCGCCGCCGGCCGUCAAGGUGCCUGACAUAAUUCCUUGGGCGGUUCAGUUCCAGCCAGGAACUGAGAUCCCACCUAAGUCAUACUUGUCGCCUGGCGAAUACACACUCGCUGGCAAGAAAUCCGGCAGCGCCAAUGUGUCCCUGCUGCCUGAUGAGGCGGGCCAAAUUGAUACCGUCGCCGUCAACUACCUGGACUAUUCCGAUGAUGGUAGGCACAUUAUCAAUGGCUACGAGAAUGUAACAAGAUCUAUCCUGCAGGGGAACCCUUGGAAUAACCACUUGGACUGGUAUUCCGACCUUGACCAAACUGGGGCUACACAAGCCACCAAGAAGACCUCGGAUGAUGGGUUCCAUCUUACAAUCAACGUAAUGGGUGGAUCCGGGUUCAAUGCGACGGGCGAGCUUACAACUACUAUCAAGGGCAAAGUUUAUAGACAGCCCGCCAACUUUACGUAG
This is a messenger RNA of Clonostachys rhizophaga, 2556 nucleotides long. The record is from the annotation of a GenBank genome assembly. NCBI's taxonomy places the organism in Eukaryota, Fungi, Ascomycota, Sordariomycetes, Hypocreales, Bionectriaceae.